Messenger RNA from Perkinsus marinus ATCC 50983, 285 nucleotides. RefSeq lists its product as hypothetical. The transcript is spliced from 2 exons. Lineage: Eukaryota; Perkinsozoa; Perkinsida; Perkinsidae. The coding region runs from base 1 to 285 and encodes 94 amino acids. The record is from RefSeq and is a predicted model, not a curated record.
AUGUCGAUAUCAUGGGUGAAUGCUUGGUGUCUAUGGCAGUUCAUCGGACCAUCUGUGGCAAGGGUCCGCUUGGAUGGUGUAGACGGUUGCGAUGACCCUCUGGUAUUUGUCCUGGCUCGGGAUGGGAAGACCAACAAGUACUCGAUACCCAGUUGCACGCCUCGGGUUACGCUGCUUGACAAACUUGUGGCGAAUCUUAACUGCCGGAUGCCGCCAUGCACGACUCUGGGAGGCUUCUUGGUGACUGUAAGGGAGAAGUACCGAGCGAUGUAUGGCAAGAGAUGA